AUGAAACUGGACAAAUGGGGUUAUGAAGUGAGGACCUGUUCAGAUGCUUGUGUAUCUGCUAUUAACUCGUACUACGAACAGGUGCUUAGUUAUGGAAGAAACAGGUCAGUAAUAUUGGAAGCUCCGAAAUGUGAUCCAGAGUGUGUUUUGGGCAAUAUUUUGGCUGCCCAUUUUCUCUGCUCUUCUGAUUCUUCUCAUGCUGCUCAGCUCUUGGACACCGCCAAGUCUCAUCUUGAACGAGCAAGCUCAUAUGAGAAAUCUGUAUUUGAAGCUUUGGUAUAUUUAACUUCUCCAGAUAGAGAUGAUGAUUUGGCUGUCGAAAUGCAUUCCAAGCUGUUACAAGAUUUCCCUAGAGAUCUUUUGUCGCUAAAGAGAGCUCAAGUGCUAUGCUUUUAUAUGGGUCAACCAGAUCCAUCAUUGAAGCUCGUAGAACAGGUCCUACCAACAAAUGAGCAAGAGAGUUAUAUAUAUGGGAUGCUUGCAUUUCCUUUGCUUGAGCUUGGUCGAAUGGAAGAUGCAGAGAAAGCUGGCAAAAAGGGAUAUGAGAUCAACAAGGAUGAUCCUUGGUCUCAGCAUGCACUUUGCCAUGUUUACCAGUAUGAAUGUCGGUUCAAAGAAGCAGUGCAGUUCAUGAGUAACUGUGCAAGAUCAUGGGGUUGCUUAUCGUCUUUUAUGUACACACACAACUGGUGGCACGUUGCUCUAUGUUAUUUGGAAGGCCAUGCUCCUAUAGAAAAAGUGCAGGAAAUUUAUGACGAAUGCAUUUGGAAAGAACUUGAAAGAAGUGAUUGUGUGCCGGCUGAGGUAUACUUAAAUGCCAUUGGUUUGUUGUUGCGUGUGUAUAUACGAGGUGAAGGUGAAAUUUUCAAGGGUCGUCUACAGGAUUUAGCAAAGUGUUUGACAGAUCAAGACUUCUGGUUUACCGAGUGGCACCUUGAUAUCUUGAUAGUGUGGGCCUUAGCAUGUACAGGAGAAAUAAAUAAAGCAGAAGAACUGCUCGUUGGCUUGAAAUUUAGCAGGGUUUCCAAGAUGAGCGAGAAGAAAAAGAAACUAAUGGAGAGAGGACUUUCACUUUCAGAAGCUCUGUACAAGUAUGGCAAUGGCGAAAAUAAGGACGCAUUAGAACUUCUCGGCCACGACUUUGAUGCCAUUAAUUACAAGGUAAUCGGGGCAUCUGACGAACAGCUUGAUGUGUUCACCGAACUACAUAUCAUUUUGCUGCUAAAAACUGGAGAGGCAGUCAAAGCUAUACAAGCUAUUAAGAAACAGUUAAAAAAACGAGAGGGUGCACCGUUUUUAUGGCGUCUCUUGGAGAAAGCCUAUACAGCGUUAGGAAAGGAAGAAGCUGCAAGUUGUGGUCAGAAAGCUGGGGAGUUGGAAGCUGCAUACUUUAAUUAA
Striga hermonthica is the source of this 1398-nucleotide messenger RNA. The record is from the annotation of a GenBank genome assembly. NCBI's taxonomy places the organism in Eukaryota, Viridiplantae, Streptophyta, Magnoliopsida, Lamiales, Orobanchaceae.